AUGCUCUCUUACUAUGAACACAAUACCGCGUUCCAAACAAACAAUUGCAACUCCGGUAGCAAUGCCGCCGCCACAUAUAACAGUAACGCCAAUAAUGAUACGAUCUUGAAUAAAAGAAAAAACGAUCAUUUUGAAUUUGACACACAUGCUUUCUACCAAAGGCCCAAGAGAACAAAGCGAGAUUCUGCAAGCGCAAGCACAAAAUUUCUGGCCAGUUCCGGGUCUGCUAAUAACAAUAAUAAUAAUAAUAAUAAUAAUAACAACAAUAAUAAUAAUGGUAAUAAUAAUAAUAAUAAUACUGUUACUGCUACUACAACCUAUAAUAAUAUUCAAUAUCAGAAAAAUAUCGAAAUAUGUCCCCUGAAUUCGGUCAGUAUGCACCAUGGCAUGAACAGCCGCUUACUGAAAGAAUCUGAAUUUUACUCGGAAACAGAGGAGUACAUGGUUCACGGCUAUUUCGGUAACAAUAACCACGAUAUAGCAGGCACGAGCCCUAACGGAAGUACUAGUAGUAUACAACACCAGUAUCAUAUUCUGCCACCCCAAAGUAUAAUUGCAUCACAACCACCCGGUACCGCCAUGGCCGCGUUGAUUAACAAUAACAUCGCUAACGAUUACAUGGAUAUAGACUAA
Saccharomyces paradoxus is the source of this 633-nucleotide messenger RNA. RefSeq lists its product as uncharacterized. NCBI's taxonomy places the organism in Eukaryota, Fungi, Ascomycota, Saccharomycetes, Saccharomycetales, Saccharomycetaceae. Bases 1 to 633 code for a protein of 210 amino acids. The transcript has a single exon. The record is from RefSeq and is a predicted model, not a curated record.